CUGUUUGAGAGGAGAAUGAAGCCGAUCGAACAUUCGGUACUCUUUUUUCAGUAUCAGCUAUUUCUAGUAGAAUCAAUAUUGACUCUGCAUAGACAUAACUCUUGGUCGUUCCAACUCAGCAAAGAUAGCAAACGAGUGAUACAUGGCUGCCUUCAGCUAGUCGGAGCUCUGUUUGUCAUCGCAGGUACUUUUCUUGCAUUGACAGAAGUGAACAUGGUGAUCGAUACGGCCCAUGGAAUUUGUGGUGUGAUCGCGUUGAGUUUCACCAUCAUAAGUUUCAUAUCCGGGGUCAUAGCAUUAUUCUCUUCAAAAGUACGCUUACUGAUCAAGAGUGGGCCUGUAAAAAUUUUCCACAUAGCCGUCGGUAUGUUUGCGGUUUCUAUGGGUCUUAUCACUAUGAUAAUGGGAUUUAAUAUGGAAUAUUUUGCCGCAACACAGGGAGGGCUUUCAACAGCACUUAUGUCUUUUGCUCGGCGUUAUGAUACUAGAACAACAAUCUUCUCACCUGAAGGAAGAUUAUAUCAGGUUGAAUAUGCUAUGGAAGCUAUCAGUCACGCUGGCACAUCGCUUGGCAUUCUUGCAACUGACGGCAUCUUGCUGGCAGCGGAACGUAGAAACACCAACAAACUCCUUGAUGAAGUGUUCUUCUCUGAAAAGAUAUACAAGUUAAAUGAUGAUAUGGUGUGCUCUGUGGCUGGGAUCACAUCUGAUGCCAAUGUGUUGACUAAUGAGCUGCGGUUGAUUGCUCAGAGGUAUUUGCUGCAAUACGGAGAGUCCAUACCUUGUGAACAACUUGUGUCCUGGCUCUGUGAUGUUAAACAGGCUUAUACACAGUAUGGAGGUAAGAGGCCCUUUGGAGUGUCCAUUCUAUACAUGGGCUGGGAUAAACACUAUGGCUAUCAACUGUACCAGUCUGAUCCCAGUGGCAACUAUGGUGGUUGGAAAGCCACUUGCAUAGGAAAUAAUAGUGCGGCUGCAGUAUCAAGUCUGAAACAGGAAUACAAAGAAAAUGAGACAACAUUGGCUGAAGCACAGGCUUUGGCCAUCAAGGUUCUCAGCAAGACUUUAGAUAUGACCAAACUCACUCCAGAGAAAGUGGAAAUGGCUACUCUCACACGUAAAGACAAUAAAACUAUCAUCAGAGUACUUGCAAGCAGUGAAGUUGAAAAAUUGAUUGCAACCUUCGAGAAGAGUGAAGCUGAGGCAGAGGCUGCCAAGAAACAGGCAACCAAAUCGUAAUUUUGUAUCAUUGGAUUUAAGGUUCUAUUAAUUGCACAUUAAAUAUUUUACACUAAA
Molecule: messenger RNA, 1296 nt
Organism: Maniola jurtina (meadow brown)
Lineage: Eukaryota; Metazoa; Arthropoda; Insecta; Lepidoptera; Nymphalidae
Gene: Prosalpha3
Product: proteasome subunit alpha type-4
Exons: 8
Coding region: 16-1239 (407 amino acids)
Biological process (GO): ubiquitin-dependent protein catabolic process
Cellular component (GO): proteasome core complex; nucleus; cytosol
Source: RefSeq, a predicted model, not a curated record